Messenger RNA from Fomitopsis serialis, 3015 nucleotides. RefSeq lists its product as uncharacterized. The transcript is spliced from 19 exons. The record is from RefSeq and is a predicted model, not a curated record. Bases 1 to 3015 code for a protein of 1004 amino acids. NCBI's taxonomy places the organism in Eukaryota, Fungi, Basidiomycota, Agaricomycetes, Polyporales, Fomitopsidaceae. Gene Ontology annotation, biological process: chromatin organization; negative regulation of transcription by RNA polymerase II. Gene Ontology annotation, molecular function: chromatin binding. Gene Ontology annotation, cellular component: pericentric heterochromatin.
AUGUCUAAGGAUGAGGGAGAAUGGGAGGGACUGGAGGAUGAUGAGGGCGUAACGAGGAAGCGCGAGGCGCAGAGGGGAGCGCCCAGCCUUGUUUAUCGCGUGUUUGCUGCCCCGCGCGUGCCGUUCCCUCUCAUCGCGGCAGGCACCGUACUCAUGGCCAAGAAGAAGAACGUCGUCCAGGAGUCGUCCUCCGAGUCGGAGGAGCAGCAACAAUACAUCGUCGAGGUGAUCACCAAGGCGCGGGUAGACUCAGACGGUGAAUGGGAAUAUCAUGUCAAGUGGGCGAAUUACGAUUCGGAUAACAAUACCUGGGAACCAGCAGAGAACGUCGAGGCCUGCGACCGCCUUCUAAAGGGCUUCUGGCGCGAUGUUGGUUACGACAACGAAGACUAUCCUACAGGCCACACCGUCUAUGCCACGCCGACAUGGAUAACAAAGGAGAAGAAUUUCUUUGCCAAGCACUUCGGCUCUUCGAGGCCUAAACAAUCGGAUGUUAACCAGUCUUCUGAGUCAUCUGAAGACGACCAACCAAUACCUCAGCCUCCGCCUACACGACGUAAAGCAACAUCAAAGGCGUCCAGCAAGAAGAAAGAAGUUGUGGGGAAGAUGAAGCGGCCACGAUCUGAAACGCCGUCCUCCUCUACUUCGGCUAAGAAGGCAAAGGCAGUGAAGAAAUCGAAGGCAGCGACACGGCGACGACAAGAAGAGUCGGAUGACGACAGUCGACAUGAGAGUUCUGUUUCGGAUAAUGUCCCACUGACCAAAACGAAGAAGCCGAAGCCCCAAAAGCGGACCGUCGCUGAAUCAAGUAAGGGAAAGGAGAAAGCAAGUCCAUUGGCUGAAAACGAAGAGAGCGACCGGGCGGGCUCCCUCUUCUCGGGCUCUGAUGGUCGGUCAUCACCGGAUGUGUCGUUGGCCUCGAAAGACAAGCAAGGUUCCACCAAAGAUAUCUCUUCGAAAUCGACUACACCACAGGUAGUCCCUGCGAGGACGGCUCCGAAAGACCCUCCAAGAGGGGGUCCUUCCACAAGCAGCAAUGGCAAAUCAGUUCCUACCGGGAUACCGACCAAGAUGCGUCUGGCUGAGAGUGCCACGAGCCUGGUUGCAGCCAGACCAACUAUGCAGCGAUCCAAGAUAGCCAACCUUUCCUUCAAGAAGAACACGGCAACCUCAGGUAGCGCGGCGAACACACCUGUACAGGAGUCGUAUCCGUCUCCUACUGCUUUGUUCGCGCCGUCCCCUAGAUCUCCGGAAGGUAACAUACCCUCCCCUGCGCAUCAAUCUCCAGUACUGGAACAGAGACCUGCCUUUCCUUUACCGAGACGUGGGGUGCCCCCUCCAGCUCCAGUUGAGACAGUUCCUGAUGUCGAUCAAUUCCUCUCAACGGUUAUGCCAACCGAACUUGCGGCACCUAUGGACGAAACUGCCGCGGAGCCUCCAUUACGGGGGCCCGUUCCCACUGCAAGCAGUGCCUCAAAGCCACCUAUUGGAAGGAUUCCGAAGAAAUGGAAAUGGACGGGCGAGGUGUUCAUUGAGGUUGAAGAGGGGAGGGCACAGCGUAUCUGCAAUAUAGCGCUCUCCGACGCAACGGAGCCCCGUCCGAAUGGUCUACGCUUCAGUAUCUGCCUGGAUCCUGUGGACUCUGUCCGAUUGGGCAAGCUCUACGAGGUGGCAGACAUCUACAUGAUCUUGCGCAGUUGCACUCAGGUGCAGCAAUUUGCUAAGCUGGGACCCGGUAAAGACUCAGACGCAGAUGCUGUGACUGCUUUGGCGGCUCAUCUGAAGACAAAACGCUCAUUCACAUACGCACGUCUUAGUCUAGAUGGUGGCGAGGUCGCAUUGAUGCUCGUCUUCCCGUCGUCUAUCAACGAACUCUGUCGGCUGCUCAAGGUUCCCCCGCAAACACUCGUAGAUGCCCCCAUGAUCGCGGCCCUCCUACCUUGGGAACUGACCCGCCAAGAGUUCGACGAGGCGAAGUGGUUCAAAACGAGGUCCGAUGAUGCAUUGACAGCAUCCUUGGAUCCUGUGGUGGAUGCCGCGGCGCGCGAGAUGUUUUCCAAGAAUCCUGCUGUCCACCGAGCAUUGCGCAUUUUAAACGUCCCGCACCGUCUGUUCAAAUUCCUAUCCGCCUCUUCGCGUACCUACUGUAUCUGGUACUCGCCCGCAGAUGGUCAGGUCGGGGAGCUGGCGGGUAUGGAAACCGCCGCCUUGCGGACCUUGCUAGCGGCCUUCAAAGCUAACGAUAUGGGGUACAAGAAGGACGUGCGUAUCGUGUUCGUGCAUGUUGGCGCGUUGAAGACCAUAUACAAGCUGCAAGCGCUCGCAGAGCGGCGCAACAAGCGGUGCGAACUCCGGUUCUAUACGUACGGGACGCACGAGAGCGUACCCCCUGAGCGUUGGGGAAUACGUGAGAUCUAUCCACUAGGUGGUGUCGUGACAUUCACGCCGUCGGCCAUCCUAAGCAACAUUGUCGGGGUGUAUGAGCUCAUCAAGAAGAUAGACGAACAUCCGAUAUGGGAUUGCUAUAUCCUGCCGUCGGUCGUAGCGAUGCUCGCCAAGUCGACAUGUCAAGAUCAGAACCCACUGGCGUUGUUCGACAAAGGUGAUUUCUUCUUCAGCGACCUCCUCGGGAUGAUCGAAGAAGGGAAGAUCUCGCUGCUCCGCAUGCCUCCCUUGACACGCUGUCCGAAAGGCGGAGACGACCCCACAGCGAAGUGGAUCUCCUGGCAAACUGAGCUGCUCCGCGCGGACGCGCGAGGGCUGCUCGAGUCGUCCAUUGCACUGGCAGCGGAGCAGUACAGCAGCGUACAGGCGAAUGAGUUGCCCGACGCCAUCCAGAAGGAGAUCAUACGCGACUUGAUGGGCAUGCAGAUGCAACCUGCAAUCAUGGACACACGUCGGCGGUUCGUUGUUAUCAAGGGCAAGAGUGACAGGUAUCUUUCUGAAGAUAGGGAUGGGGUUGAAUGCACAACUGCCACGGCCUUCGACUUCAAGGACGACUUCUUCAAGGUUUAG